UCAUUUGCCCAGCCACCCGUCCGUCUGCUAGCUCAACCAAAGAAAGCAGCAGCUGGCUCCGAUCCCCCGCGCCGCGCGCCGGCCACCCCCGGCCCGGCCCCGCCCGCCCGCCUAUUUAUAAACCCCUCCGCCACCACCACCAUCCCAUCCACCACCACCACCACCACCGGGCCGGAGCCGAUCGAGCUCAUCAUCUCGCCUCACCACACUCACACGACGACGACGAUGAUGCCCCGGACCAGCCUCGACCUCGGCCUCAGCCUGGGCCUCAGCCUCACCUCCCAGGGCAGCCUCUCAUCCUCCACCACCACCGCCGGAUCCUCCUCGCCCUGGGCCGCCGCGCUCAGCUCCGUCGUCGCCGACGUCGCCAAGGCACGCGACGCCGGCGCGCACAUGCUGUACCACGCCUCCGCCUCCGCCGCGGCGCUGGACCGUGCCGCGAUGCGGGCCUCCACGUCGCCCGACAGCGCCGCCGCGCUCUCCAGCGGCGGCAGUGGGGACAACACCACCGGCACCAAGAGGGAGAGGGAGACGGAGCUCGAGCGCACCGGCUCCGGUGGCGUCCGUAGUGAUGAGGAGGACGGCGUGGACGGCGCCGGCGGACGCAAGAAGCUCAGGCUCUCCAAGGACCAGGCCGCCGUCCUCGAGGAGUGCUUCAAGACGCACAGCACGCUCAACCCCAAGCAGAAGCUGGCGCUGGCUACCCGCCUGGGCCUCCGGCCGCGGCAGGUGGAGGUGUGGUUCCAGAACCGCCGCGCCCGGACCAAGCUCAAGCAGACGGAGGUGGACUGCGAGUACCUCAAGCGCUGGUGCGAGCGCCUCGCCGACGAGAACAAGCGCCUCGAGAAGGAGCUCGCCGACCUCAGGGCGCUCAAGGCCGCGCCCUCGCCCGCCGCCGCGCAGCCCGCCUCGCCCGCCGCCACCCUCACAAUGUGCCCGUCCUGCCGCCGCGUCGCCGCCACCGCCACCGCUGCCGCGUCGCCCACUAAACACCACCACCACCAGCAGCAGCAAUGCCACCCCAAGCCUAGCUCUAGCCUCACCCCCGCCGCCGCCGCAGCCGCAGGUGGCGCCGGCAGUGUCGUGCCUAGCCACUGCCAGUUCUUCCCGGCCGCCGUUGACCGGACGAGCCAGAGCACAUGGAGCACCGCCGCGCCGCUCGUCACCAGAGAGCUCUUCUGAUGACAUGGCACCCAUCCAUGUCUGUCGAUCGACCAAGCGAUCGAUCUUGGCAUGGCAAGUGGAGUAGGGGAGAUUGAAGAAGAAGAUGAUGAAUGCGAUUAGGAGAAGAACAACAGGUUCUGGUUAGGAGGAUCUCGCAGGUGGUGGUGGUGGACUGGCGUUGGGGUAAUUAAUCAAUUAAUUAAUUAUUACAGUUAAUCAAUCAGGAUUCAGGAGAUGAGAGGAGAUUGUUUUGCUUUUCUUUUCUUUCCUUGUUUUUUUUUUUCAUUUUCGAUGAAUUCAUUCAUCAGUUGGGUUUCUGAAAACGACGAAUGAGCAACAAACAAACAAAACAAAAGAUGGCUGUCUGCUUUUUCCUGGACGCCGUGUUAUGUAAAACCAGCUCACCUAAUCUCUGCUGCUGGUUGGUGAAAAAUAACAGCGUUGAGUGAUUGUACUAGCUACUACUACUAAUUGUUUGGUGAAGAAAGUUAAUGGGAAUGAAAUCUUUACAAAUA
This is a messenger RNA of Sorghum bicolor (sorghum), 1679 nucleotides long. RefSeq names its product homeobox-leucine zipper protein HOX2. Bases 226 to 1182 code for a protein of 318 amino acids. Gene Ontology annotation, molecular function: sequence-specific DNA binding; DNA-binding transcription factor activity, RNA polymerase II-specific. The transcript has 2 exons. The record is from RefSeq and is a predicted model, not a curated record. Gene Ontology annotation, biological process: regulation of DNA-templated transcription. Lineage: Eukaryota; Viridiplantae; Streptophyta; Magnoliopsida; Poales; Poaceae.